This is a messenger RNA of Dovyalis caffra, 1461 nucleotides long. The record is from the annotation of a GenBank genome assembly. NCBI's taxonomy places the organism in Eukaryota, Viridiplantae, Streptophyta, Magnoliopsida, Malpighiales, Salicaceae.
AUGGAGUAUAGACAACCAGAGGCAACACAAAUCCAAGAAAUGGAUCCCGGGGAGAAGCGACUCAAUGAACUGGGAUACAAGCAAGAGCUGAGAAGAGAAAUGACUUUGUUCAAAACUCUCGCAAUAUCAUUUUCAACAAUGACCCUUUUCACAGGGAUUACUCCCCUGUAUGGUUCAAGCCUUCAAUAUGCAGGUCCUGCGAGUCUUGUCUGGGGAUGGGUGAUUGUAUCUUUCUUCACCUGGUUCGUCGGCAUUGCAAUGGCUGAGAUCUGUUCCUCUUUUCCAACAACGGGAUCUCUCUAUUUCUGGGCUGCUCAUUUAGCUGGUCCCAGAUGGGGUCCAUUUGCAUCUUGGUGUUGUGCUUGGCUCGAGACCAUAGGGCUAGUUGCAGGCAUCGGUACUCAGGCAUACGCAGGUUCACAAACUCUGCAGAGUAUCAUCUUAUUAUGCACUGGCACAAACAAAGAUGGAGGAUAUCUUGCACCUAAAUGGCUGUUCUUAUGCAUGUACAUUGGCCUCACAUUGAUAUGGGCAGUGCUCAACACAUUUGCAUUAGAAGUAAUUGCCUUCAUCGAUGUAAUUUCUAUAUGGUGGCAGGUUAUUGGAGGAUCGGUUAUUGUUAUAAUGCUUCCUCUGUAUUCCUUAUAUGGGUAUGACGCAGCAGCCCACCUUACAGAAGAAACUAAAGGUGCAGAUAAAAAUGGUCCUAUUGCAAUUCUUUCUAGCAUUGGGAUCAUUUCAAUAUUCGGCUGGGCUUAUAUCCUGGCCCUUUCUUUCAGCAUUCAGGAUUUUGGCUACCUUUAUGAUCCAAGCAACGAGACUGCUGGUGCAUUUGUGCCAGCUCAAAUACUCUAUGAUGCAUUCUAUGGCAGAUAUCAUAAUUCUGCUGGAGCCAUCGUCUUACUGUUCAUUAUAUGGGGCUCAUUUUUCUUUGGCGGGCUCUCAAUCACUACCAGCGCAGCUAGAGUGGUGUAUGCUUUAUCAAGAGAUGAAGGAAUUCCCUUUUCAUCCAUCUGGCGAAAAAUCCACCCAAAGCAUAAAGUUCCUUCAAAUGCUGUGUGGCUGUGUGCAGCCAUCUGCAUUCUUCUUGGACUCCCAAUCUUGAAAGUCAAUGUAGUCUUCACCGCCAUAACUUCCAUAUGUACAAUUGGAUGGGUUGGAGGCUAUGCAGUUCCAAUCUUUGCAAGAAUGGUCAUGGCCGAGAAGCAUUUCAAAGCUGGGCCAUUUUACCUGGGCAAAGCAAGGAGGCCAGUUUGCUUUAUUGCCUUUCUGUGGAUUUGUUAUACCUGUUCAGUCUUUCUUCUGCCAACUUAUUACCCCAUUUCCUGGGAUACUUUCAACUAUGCACCGGUGGCUUUAGGUGUCGGUUUGAGUUUGAUAAUGCUUUGGUGGGUGCUGGAUGCGAGGAAAUGGUUCAGGGGACCUGUUAGAAAUAUUGAUAUUCCAAAUGGGAAGGUUUAA